AUGCUCUACCUGUAUAUAACACUCUGGUUAUGGUCAUGGACAGUGAUUGUGAGAGCUUUUCCAGCGCACCUGCGAACAAACGACCAAGAAGUCUCUCAAAAAACAUUCGAGUCUCUUGAGGAGCUAGCUCGGAUCGUUGACAUCUCUUAUUGUGUCGGCAACACCGGAAUACAAAAGCCUUUCAAAUGUCUGAGUCGAUGCAGCGACUUCGAGACUUUUGAACUCAUCACUACAUGGAACACUGGGCCCCUUCUGUCCGAUUCUUGCGGAUACAUUGCGUUGUCGCACCCUCCUUACGCGAAACGAGUUAUAGUUGCCUUCCGCGGAACAUAUUCAAUCGCCAAUACCAUUGCCGAUCUCUCCACAAAUCCCGCCGAGUACACUCCUUUCCCUUUCCAGAGCGAUAACGAUUCAGUGUGUACGUCUGUUGAGCUGCAGAAUGAUAAGGAGCCGCUCGUACCACAAUUAUUCCCGCAGCCAAGAAAGAGACUGGUGCUAGAGAAGGAAUGUCUGAAUUGUACAGUUCACGCAGGCUUCAUGACAUCUUGGCGGAAUACCCGUUGCACGAUUGUGCCACAUGUGGAAAAAGCUUUAAGUGAUUAUCCUGAUUACGAGCUGGUCUUAGUGGGGCACUCUCUUGGAGGAGCUGUUGCGGCUCUAGCAGCACUCGAGUUUCAGGCACGUGGUUGGACUCCUCACGUUACAACUUUCGGAGAGCCUCGUAUUGGGAAUCUGGCUCUGAACAAAUUCAUCGACAAGCGUUUCAAGCUGAAUACCACAGAUCCAGAAGAGUCAUUGUAUCGAAGGGUGACACAUAUUGAUGAUCCGGUGCCUCUUCUUCCUCUAGAAGAAUGGGGUUAUCGAAUGCAUGCUGGUGAAAUAUACAUCUCGAAGCCAUCAUUACCGCCAGUUCGGGCUGACCUACAGCAUUGUACGGGUGAUGAGGACCCUGCCUGCAUUGCCGAAGGCGUUUCUACCAAGCAUGAAAUUAGUCAAGCUUAUGACAACGAACAAGGAGACUCGCAAAUCAAAUCUCUGUGGGGAAUCGGUCGACGUUACAAGCUCUGGGAGCUUUUCUUCGCCCAUCGCGACUACUUCUGGAGACUGGGCCUUUGUGUUCCAGGGGGGGAUCCAUGGGACUGGCCCAGGGGCCACUAUAAUGAAACUACCAUGAAUGACGAGUUAUGA
This is a messenger RNA of Rhinocladiella mackenziei CBS 650.93, 1188 nucleotides long. RefSeq lists its product as uncharacterized. The record is from RefSeq and is a predicted model, not a curated record. Gene Ontology annotation, biological process: lipid metabolic process. Lineage: Eukaryota; Fungi; Ascomycota; Eurotiomycetes; Chaetothyriales; Herpotrichiellaceae. The transcript has a single exon. Bases 1 to 1188 code for a protein of 395 amino acids.